CUAGCCAUCUAUUUUCCUUCUAAUCUAAUGGCCAUCAUCCCUUUCCACCUCCCUAUAAAAUACCCAAUUAUAGAAACUCUACCCCAAGUUUUUCAAUUCCUAGACCUAGACCAAAAAACCUAGAAGAACACCUAAUCUUCAGCCGCAAUUCUCUGAUUCUACACAUAAAAGCACAAGUCAUAAAGUUAAAAUUAUAAGAAGAUGAUGAUUUCGAAGGGAAGUGACUGGAACAACAAGAAAGCCUUGUCGUUAUCUUAAAACAUAGCUAAUUCCCACCAUCUUCAUAUAAAUUUAUAUACCUUUCAACCACUUCUUUAAUUGACAUUCCUUUUUCGGUUUUAUAUUUGGUUGGGUUUAUCUUUAUAGUUAUUUGGAUUUGGAUUUAAGCCAUGGCUAUAGAGGAGGGUGGUGUAAAUUGAAAACCCCUCGGCGCCGUCUCCUCCAACGUCGGUGGAGUUUAAAGGGACGAAUUUUGGUUCUCUGCUUCACAUCGUGGUAGCGCUGGUCCUAUUGCUUGGCUCAAUCCAUUUCAACUUCAUAAUUAUUCUUGCUUCCGUUGUCUUUCUUCUUUUCUCUAAAGCUUCCGCAGUGAUAGGAAUAUUGCUUGUACUUAUACUGAUUCCAAUUGAUGAGAAAAAUAAAUGGGGCCGAAGAUUAUCAAGUUUGAUUGAGGUUGAUUUGGGUUUCGAGUUUUUCGGUGCCGAUUCCAGUUUUCAUCCGCGGCCCGUUACAUUUUCGAGUUCUCCGUGAAACAAUCAAACUUCAGAUAUUUAGAGAAGGGUGGUUGGUUUGUGGUUCUUAAGUAACUCAUACAUGCAACACAAGGUCAAAGAGCAAGGUAGCCAUGGAUAGCAAAGACUGGGGCACAAGAGUUGUUGACCCGUCGAGGGAGUUUGUGGAGUCGGAGUCUGAAUUGAAAGAGGAGGUCCAAAGGGUGAAACAACAGAUGGCAGAAAUGUAUCAGUCUUGGAUCAGGGGGCAUCCUCCAUCUUCAUUCCCCACUAACUACAUUGAAAACCCUGCAACUAUCCCAUCACUAUCACAAGUCAUGGUUCCCACUACUAUUGAUAUCUCCCCACUACCUUUUCACACUCCACUCCUCAAAAGCACAUUAUAUCCCGCUCCUUUGGCCAUUCAUGCUCUUGUAGCUCCUCCUCCAGCUAUUUUUCCUCGAUCCUCUAAUGAGACUGUGUUCAAAGUCCCCGAUGCCCAACACUGUGCUCCAGAACUAACUUUCAAAGUCUCGGAUCCAUAUUCUCACAUUCCUCAUUUUGAGCCUCCUGGUGAAACUGAAAAGCCUGCUAAGAUAGUGGAACAAGAUGAGAUAUCCAGGAAGGUAAAAAUCUUAGAGUAGUCUUUAAGAAACAUGCAAGGGAUAGGGAGCCAGAUGAG
This is a messenger RNA of Nicotiana tabacum (common tobacco), 1392 nucleotides long. NCBI's taxonomy places the organism in Eukaryota, Viridiplantae, Streptophyta, Magnoliopsida, Solanales, Solanaceae. The record is from RefSeq and is a predicted model, not a curated record.